Molecule: messenger RNA, 1045 nt
Organism: Oncorhynchus keta (chum salmon)
Lineage: Eukaryota; Metazoa; Chordata; Actinopteri; Salmoniformes; Salmonidae
Product: U6 snRNA-associated Sm-like protein LSm5
Exons: 5
Coding region: 578-766 (62 amino acids)
Biological process (GO): mRNA splicing, via spliceosome
Cellular component (GO): U6 snRNP; U4/U6 x U5 tri-snRNP complex; Lsm1-7-Pat1 complex
Molecular function (GO): RNA binding
Source: RefSeq, a predicted model, not a curated record
UGCAUUUAGUUUUAUUUGCAUUCAAGAGCAGUUGGAGGCCACGGAAGGAGAGUUGUAUGGCAUUGAAGCUGGAAGUUAGUUAACACAGUGUCCAAAGAAGGGCCAGAAGUUUACAGAAUGGUGUCGUCUGUGUAGAGGUGGAUCAGAGAAUCACCAGCAGCAAGAGCGACAUCGUUGAUGUAUACAGAGAAGAGAGUUAGCCCGAGAAUUGAACCCUGUGGCACCCCCAUAGAGACUGCCAGAGGUCCGGACAACGGGUCCUUUGAUUUGACACACUGAACUCUAUCAGAGAAGUAGUUGGUGAACCAGGCGAGGAAGUAAUUUGAGAAACCAAGGCUGUUGAGUCUGCCAAUAAGAAUGUGGUGUUUGACAGAGCCGAAAGCCUUGGCCAGGUCGAUGAAGACGGCUGCACAGUAAUGUCUCUUAUCGAUGGCGGUUAUGAUAUCGUUUAGGACCUUGAGCGUGGCUGAGGUGCACCCAUGACCAGCUCUGAAACCAGAUUGCAUAGCGGAGAAGGCACGGUGGGAUUCGAAAUGAGCUCGUGGACAAAUGUAUAGGUUCCCGAAUCCAUAUAGUCAUGAAAAACGACAAAGAAAUUGUCGGCACCCUAUUGGGUUUCGAUGAUUUUGUCAACAUGGUGUUGGAGGACGUGACAGAAUUUGAAAUCACACCGGAGGGAAGAAGGAUAACCAAACUGGACCAGAUCCUACUUAACGGCAACAACAUCACCAUGCUCAUACCUGGAGGCGAAGGGCCUGAAGUAUGAAAAAAGAAGCAGAGUUUUUAUCUGAAACAUUUUAUGUUCUUGUGGAUGUAUACUUGCCUUCCCAUCAGUACUUACUUUAGCCAGUUUGUGAUAAUGUUAUAUUUUGGGUUCUUUCUUUCAGUUUUGAGAAGAUUUUUGUAACAAGUGUUUUCCCUAAUGAAGCCUUGAUAAUGUGUGUACAGCGCAACAGGUGGUUUGACCUUUGACAUGUAAACCAUUUCUACCAUGUAGUGGAACUACACAUUUUUUUCUUAUAAAUAAAUAACAAAAUAAGUGUCA